Sardina pilchardus (European sardine) is the source of this 4873-nucleotide messenger RNA. Its product is annotated as protein O-GlcNAcase. Gene Ontology annotation, biological process: glycoprotein metabolic process. Gene Ontology annotation, molecular function: beta-N-acetylglucosaminidase activity. The record is from RefSeq and is a predicted model, not a curated record. The coding region runs from base 310 to 2721 and encodes 803 amino acids. The transcript is spliced from 17 exons. NCBI's taxonomy places the organism in Eukaryota, Metazoa, Chordata, Actinopteri, Clupeiformes, Clupeidae.
CUGUGAAAAUACGAUGACUUGACGCCCAUCUACACUUCUCAUGAGUAGACUACGAUAACAAGACAGACAAAAAAGCAAUAAUCCGUUGGUAGGCUAUAUCUUCCUCGCACCUUGAGUUUAACCGUGGUAGGGUUUGCGUGGGGAGGAUGCGUCGCCAAGAGGGACCAACCAACCGUGAUCUCCGGGACUGGAGAGGGUAGAUGCUUUUGAUUCUUCUUGAGACGAAGACCGUGAGAGAUCUUCUAGUUUGCAUCACUAAAAGACGAUCAUUUUGAGUUGAGGACAAAGAAAGCAUUGGGUAGCCUAACGAUGGAAGGCAAAAGCAAUUUUUUGUGCGGCGUUGUGGAAGGUUUCUAUGGGAGACCAUGGUCCAUGGAGCAGCGAAGAGUUCUCUUCCAGUGGAUGCAGAGAUGGGGCCUGAACACGUACCUGUACGGCCCCAAAGAUGACCUGAAGCACAGGCUCCUGUGGAGGGAGCUGUACACUGCAGAGGAGGAGGUCCAGGUGAAGACCCUCAUCUCGGAGGCCGAGGCCAGGGGCUUGAGCUUCGUGUACGCACUCUCCCCUGGUCAAGACAUCAUCUUCUCCAGCUCCUGUGACCUCUCCCUGCUCAAGCGUAAACUUCAACAGGUGGCGGAGCUGGGGUGCAAGGCCUUCGCCGUCCUGUUUGACGACAUCGAUCACUCCAUGUGCCAAGCAGACAAGGAAGCCUUCUCCUCAUUCGCCCACGCCCAAGUCUCAGUGACCAAUGAGAUCUACAGCUUUCUGGGGGAGCCGCCCAUCUUCCUCUUCUGCCCCACAGAGUACUGCGACUCGCUCUGCUCGCCCAGCGUGGCCAAGUCACCGUACCUGAUCACCGUCGGGGAGGACCUGCUGCCUGGUAUCUCCGUCAUCUGGACCGGAAGUCGGGUCAUUUCCCGUGAGCUGAGUGCUGAUUCGCUGUCGGAAGUACGUACAGUGCUUCAGCGCCCGCCUCUGCUAUGGGACAAUCUCCAUGCCAACGAUUAUGACUCACGCAGAGUGUUCCUCGGGCCCUUCAAAGGCCGCCCUCCUGGUCUCCAUGGACACCUGUGUGGUCUCCUCCUCAACCCCAACUGCGAGUUUGAGGCCAACUAUAUUCCACUGCACACGCUGGGGAGCUGGCAUCGCAGCGGCAGUGAAGACAAGAAGGAUGAUGCAGAGCAGUACUGCCCCGAGCGAGCUCUUAAUACGGCACUGCUCGAUUGGAUGGAGGAACUCAACCAGUCCCUGCUGCCUGGUCGGCAGGUCCGAUCAAAUGACCACAAGUCUUCCAAAGCCUCCUUGAAGUCCCAGUCCUCUGAGAGCAUAGCAGACAGCUCUAAAACUGCGGACCCAAAGCCCACCAAAACCUCCUCAGAGCCGUCCAAGAAGGAGGACACCACUGCCCACCUCAGCUCCCCAGAGGGCAAACAGGAGUUCCCCACCCCUGUCCACAGCAAUGGAGAGCAGGCCUCACGAGCUGACACCCAGGCCUCCACCAGGUCACUUGUGGAGAAUCCCCAGGGGAGAGGGCUUGUCGCUGGGAAGAACCCUCUAAGCGAGUCCCAGGUCAGGCUGCUGGUGGGCCUGCACUACCUCCCCCACGAAUACGGACCGGCAGCUAAGAGCUUGCUGCAGGACCUCACCUGGCUGAAGGCCAACUGCCAAUGCGUCAGUGCCAAUGGCAACAAGAAGAAGGCGCUACCUCAAAAGGUGGAGGAGUGGCGCUCCCGGGCGGCACAGUUCCUGGCGUCGUGUGAUCAGAUGGCGCUCCUGCACGAGGGUGUGGUGAACAGCGUGAACCGGGCGGUGCUCUACGACCUCUACCCGUACGUGUGGGACCUGCGCAACACCCUGCUCGUGGCCAGGGCCUUCGUCAGCUGGCUCGAGGGCCGCAUCUUGAGUGACAGCUCCUCCUCAGGCUCCUGGAAGAACUGCUUCCACUGGUGUGGAACCACCAGCGGUUCCGAGCUCCUGGGUGUCGAGGCGGAACCGUGGGCCUUUAAGGGAGGCCUGUGUGGGGAGAUGCAGUUGCUUCUCCCCAUGGGCACCAGCACUGAGCUCUUCAUCCAUCCUCCUCCCCUGUUCCCCAGUGCACGACUCUACAACAUCCGCCCCUACCACAAUAAAGACAAGAUGGAGCUGUACCGUAUGGUGCGACAGCUGCAGCAGAGGUCGCAAGGCCCGCCGGACCUCAGCGUGAUCCAUCCCGACUUCUUCGGUGACCGGUGUUUGGGGGCAGCCCUGGCGUUGUGCCCGGAGUACAGCUUUGUCCUUGAGGACGAGCUGGGCGUGUGUGGGUGUGUGCUGGGCAUCCAGGACGUUCGCCACUUUGCCAAGCGCUGGCAGGCUAGCUGGCUGCCCGCCAUGAGGGACAAAUACUCAUCUCAGGCCCCGGGGAGUAGCGGGCACGCCGGCACAAAGGAGACGCUGCAGUCUCUUCAGGAGGAGCAGCCGGACUACCCCGACUCCCUGCUCUACCACUUCCCCUCUCAGCUGCGGCUGGACGCGCUGCCCGAGCUGGUGGACUGCAGCGUCAGCCGCAGCCUCCUCACCGUGCUCCUGACCGCACUCAAGGCCAACGGUUCGAGGGGUGUGUUCUGUGAGGUGCAGCCCAUGGACCAGCUCAGGAUGGAGUUCCUGACCAAACUGGGCUUCCUGGAAAUCCUACGAGUGGAGGCCAGCGCAAGGGAAGGUCUGGUGCUCGGACGCUUGCUCUAGGCACUCACGCUGUGUGUGUGUGUGUGUGUGUGUGUGUGUGUGUGUGUGUGUGUGAGAGAGAGAGAGAGAGUGUGAGAGAAUGAGUGAGUGAGUGACAGAGAGUCAGAGAAGAGCCAAUACAGGUUGACUGUUCUAGCAUUUAAAUAUAAAGUGUGUGUGUGCUCACUCAGCUGUGUGUAUGUGUGUCAAGAUCGGACAUAAUGGUGAUAUGGUGCUGAUGGAUGUUUCAGAGGUUGCUAAUAAGGGUAGGUUUGCAUGUGUGUCUAUGUGUGUGACAGGUGUGUGUGUGUGUGUGUGUGUGUAUGUGUGUGUGUGUAUGUGUGUGUUUGUCCGGGACCAUGAACAGCCAGAGAACCUGCUGGGAUAUUUUUCGGACCAUUCUCCUUAAUGGCUUGAAUGAUUGUACUUGUUUUUUUUUCUCUUAACAUAGCGCACGCACACACACACACACACACACACACACAUGCACUCACACACACACACACACACACACACACACACACCAACUCUUGCAACACUAGAAGAGAAAUAGAAAUCUGAUUGUGGGGAGUUCAGAGGAAAUCAGACAGAUACAAUCUGACACCGGCAAGACAAAUAUGGCAAUCACUGAGAAUUCAGGCCCUAGCUAGAUUGAAGGAAAAAAAUCAAAGAUUUUGCACUGCAUGCACAUUAAAUGUUCCAAAGAACACUAAAUCAUCUUGUAAGUGUAGUAGUUUUUAAUCACAAGGUGAAAUGUCGUGUCAGUGAUCCAGUCAUUCAAAUUUUGAAACACAUACCUAAGGUAUGAUCACAAUCACUCAAGCACAGUCAAAAGGGAGAACAAUAACUAAAAUGUGCACUAGCAUCUCAAAGAGAAUGAGCACCAGAACAGCAAGGAGGUUUUAGUAUAUGUACCAAAAUCAGACUCCUGCUAUAAGAUGUGGUUUAUUAUGGUGAAGACAUAAGUCUUGUGUCUAAAAGAUUCAAUGUCAGGCUAGUGAGAACAUUCUCUGAGUUCAACCAGCGCAUAAGCCGUUGGCAUGCAAUGCUAAUUCAGAAGGUUUUUUUUACGUGCACUAUAAUGGUGACAGCUGCCACAAACUUCCCUAUUCAGGGAAGCGGCUGAGAUGCAACCGAGCGAGAGCAAUGGGCCACUACUCAAAGAUAGUGACCACUGUUCAUAUCCAUUGCUUAAUUACUGUCUGUACCUGUACUGUAUUGAAAGCGUUUUCUUCUUGAUAUGUAAGCAUGUUUUUCUGUGGGAGUAGUUACUUGAAUGCAGGCAUAGGCAAAUCAUUUCUUUCUUCUAAAUCAAUGUAUAUAUUUUAAACGGAACCCUUCCACCAAGCGAACACCAGGCUGUCACAAAUAAUAUUCGAUUUUUGCUUAUAUUGGAUUGUUCGGUUAAAUUUUAAGAAGAAAUUGUAUGCCCCCUUUCCCAUAAGUUGACAAGGGUCUUUGGGAUCUUAAUGAAAUGUCUGUGACAUGCUUUGGUGAAAAUACAAAGCUGAAGCACCCUUCUCAACGUUGUCUACAGAGACAUUGUUCAAAGCAGCCAGACUGCCUGCUGCUUUACGUUUAAAAUGAAAUGAAGACUUGCCAGAACACGAAUCCAACACAAAGUACAUUAUUUAGUUAGCACAAACAAAGCCUAAUGUUGCAGAAAAAAAGAGAUUAACAUAUUUCAAAGUAUGAUUUAGCAACCACACUUAGGUAAGAAAAAAAGUGAAGAUUAUUAUUGCUGUUUGUAGCACUUAGCUUGGAUUAAUGCUGUCAUUUUAAUCUUCUUUGCAUAGAAACAUUUCCAUGUACAAGCAGGCCUGUUUUGAUGCUUCCUCACUAAGUGGUAGUUUGAAGGUGUCUGUAGGAGGGAGCUUUGUGAAUUGUGAGAAUUGCUUUAGGAAGCCGUAUGUGUGUCGUAUGACAAGUUCCAGGAGAUAGCUCGAGUUUAGAUCAAAGGCCAUACUAAGAAACUCACAUAAGUCAAUGUCUGUCUAAUAUUUUUUUCUUUUAAAUAAAAGCAUGUUUUAGUUUGUGGAAUAUAUCGGUUUACAACUUGAUUGUAUUCCCUUUUAAUAGAUUUACAUGAAAUUAUGAACUGUUCACAAUUUUUUAUAUUGUAUGUUAUGAACUUUGUGUUACAGAAAAAAUAAAAAAUAUUUUUUUUUCUGUU